CUCAUCCCCUCACUCUCACCCCUCACGCAUCCUCACGCUCUUCCCCACUCAUCUCCUCACGCUCACCCUCACUCAUCCACUCUCACCUCAUCACCCCUCACUCUCACCCCUCACUUCAUCCUCACCCUCCUCUCUUCGCCUCACUCAUCCUCUCACUCACCCUCACUCAGCUCCCUCACGCUCACGCCCCACUCAUCCCCCACGUUUUCACGUUUUCACGCUCUCCGCCCGCAGUGA
Messenger RNA from Priapulus caudatus, 237 nucleotides. RefSeq lists its product as uncharacterized. The transcript is spliced from 2 exons. The annotation marks the transcript as partial. Lineage: Eukaryota; Metazoa; Priapulida; Priapulimorpha; Priapulimorphida; Priapulidae. The record is from RefSeq and is a predicted model, not a curated record.